AUGGGAAAGAAAAAGUCAAAUUCAGCCAGUGCUGCUCAAUCAAUGGAAUCUUCUGUGGCACCGAUUCUUGAGAUUGGCUACAAAGACCCAUUGUUCACAGUAGCUGCACAUCCCACAAGGCCAAUAUUCAUUUCUGGACUUGGAACGGGACAUUUGUUUUGCAACACUUACGAUGCAUCAAAGCUAGAAGAGGAGAUGGAAUCGAGACGGGAAAAGGUUGCCGAGCUUGACAAACGUGCUUAUGCAGAGGGCAAAAUCCCACAUGUCACAAAAUCAGUGUCACAACUGAAAACCAAGUGGUGGACGUCUGUUGAGGAGUAUCCUAACGACGCUCCAGAAGCUCAAACAAAUAUCACGACUGAUUGGAAGACAAAACGGCACAAGGGAUCGUGCAGACACGCCAUCUUUGAUCCCAGAAACAAUUCAUUGGGGGAAUUUGUGUACACUUGUGGGUCAGACAACAUUAUCAAAAAGGCAGCCACCGACCUGGGCAAAGUUGUUGGUAAAGUAGAUGUCACGAGUAACUAUGACAAUUCGAAAGAUAAACUCACCAGAUUGUGCCAUUCGACAAGUCAUCCGUUUUUGUUGGCGGGCAGCGAGGACGGACACGUGUUUGUAUAUGAUUCGACAGACUUGUCUUCAAAUAAACUCAAGUUCAAAGUUAGUCAAGUACACGAUGACUCUAUCAAUCAUAUUUUGCUGAUGUCUCAGUCACCUUACCAUUAUCUUACACUCGGCUCAACCACCUUGGCUCAUAUUGAUAUCAGAAAGGGGAUCAUAACUCAAUCCGAUGACCAAGAGGACGAAUUGUUGGCGAUGUCGUACACUACUGAUGAAUUGGGAGACGGCAAAGCUGACACUGUGUUGGUUAGCCAUGGGGAAGGAAUUGUUACCAUUUGGAGAAAUUCUAAAAAUAACCUAAUGGAUCAGUUGUCACGUAUCAAAAUCAACAAAACAGCAUCGAUUGACGCAAUUGUGCCCACAAUGAACAACGAUUCGGAGGAGUUAGCCCACUCAGUUUGGUGUGGAGAUAGCGAUGGUUUGCUUCAUCGCAUCAAUUAUAAAAGAGGGAAGGUCGUUGAAACUCGAGUACACUCCACAGUACUGGGGAAAUACGGACCUGUUGAUGAAGUUAGUAUGUUGGAUAUUGAUUUUGAGUAUCGAUUGAUAAGUGCUGGAAUGGAUAGAUUAAAGCUAUGGUCAAAUAAGGAGACUGAUGAUGUCGAUGAGGGUGAUGAUAGUGACGACAACCUCAGUGAUAGUGAGAAUGGGUCUGGAUCUUCUAUGAGUGAAGUCUUAACCAGCGGUGAUUCUGGACUUGACCUGGAGGACGAGGAUGACAAUGAUGCAAAUGAGGGCAGUGAGGUAGAUGAUGUAGAAGAGCUAUCAGAAGAUGGUGAUGAUGUGGAUGAAGAUACAAAAGAUAUACCUCCUGCUUACAAACGUAAAAGGAGGGACUUUUCCGAGCUUAUCACCAAACCUAAAACCAAAGCCAUUGAUAUCAACAAGCUCACAAAACACGAUGGUACAGAGAAUGACACAUCUCAGCCACAACUGAAGAAACAAAAGACAAAAGAAAAGAAGCUCACCACCAAGCAAAUAAGAAACAUGCAGAAGCACGAACACGGUAUACGAAGGUUUGAAGGGCUCUAG
Lodderomyces theae is the source of this 1653-nucleotide messenger RNA. It is a transcript of the gene JIP5, whose product is annotated as Jip5p. Gene Ontology annotation, cellular component: nucleolus. NCBI's taxonomy places the organism in Eukaryota, Fungi, Ascomycota, Pichiomycetes, Serinales, Debaryomycetaceae. Gene Ontology annotation, molecular function: protein binding. The record is from RefSeq and is a predicted model, not a curated record. The transcript has a single exon. Bases 1 to 1653 code for a protein of 550 amino acids. Gene Ontology annotation, biological process: positive regulation of transcription by RNA polymerase I; rRNA processing.